This is a messenger RNA of Zingiber officinale, 2137 nucleotides long. Its product is annotated as E3 ubiquitin-protein ligase makorin-like. Bases 210 to 1301 code for a protein of 363 amino acids. Gene Ontology annotation, molecular function: ubiquitin protein ligase activity; metal ion binding. The transcript has 8 exons. Gene Ontology annotation, biological process: protein polyubiquitination. The record is from RefSeq and is a predicted model, not a curated record. NCBI's taxonomy places the organism in Eukaryota, Viridiplantae, Streptophyta, Magnoliopsida, Zingiberales, Zingiberaceae.
GAAGCGGCUCCGUUUCCUUUGGUAUCUUCUCUUCGCUCUCUAACUUUAUCGCGCCGUCGAUCUCCGCCAUCCGCCGAUCGUCUCCGCCUCCUCGUCCGGAGACUCCGUAGACCGCGCUCCUCCUCCAGAUAUUCGCGUCCUCGAACUUUUCUGCCUGAUCCUGCCGAUUCUCGCCCUAUUCCACCAAAUUUCCCUCCGGUCCGUACGAUAUGAGGAGGACUUUGUGCAAGUUUUUUAUGCAUGGAGCUUGCUUGAAGGGGGAUCACUGUGAGUUUUCCCAUGAUUGGCAAGAUCAAGCCAACAAUAUAUGCACCUUUUACCAGAAAGGUGUCUGCUCUUAUGGUAGUCGUUGCAGAUAUGACCAUGUAAAAGUUUCCCGUACCCAUUCAUCAGGUCCAUCAUUCUCCUUAUCACCAAACUCUCAUCCUCGCUCAUCAUCGGGUUCUCAUCAAGUCACUCACACUUCUGAAGUUCCUUCAGCAAGAGAACAUGUUUUGGAACCAAGCAAAUCCAUAGAUGUGUCAACAAUGAAUUUGAUCCACAAACUUCCUUCUACAUCUGUAUGGACAAGUAAUUUUGAAACUGUUACUUCUUCGAAUGAUGAGCUUGGAGACCAUCCUACCUAUUUAACAGAUUCUGACCGCCCCAUCUGCUCGUUUGCUGCCGCUGGUAGAUGUCCUUAUGGACAAAGUUGCCCUCGCCUCCAUGGUGAUUUAUGCACCAUUUGUGGAAAACAUUGCUUGCAUCCAUUCCGUCCUGAUGAAAGAGAGGAACAUAUAAAGAUGUGUCAAAAGAAUAACAAGCACCUUGAAGCCCUGAAAUACAGUCAAGAAAUAGAGUGCAGCGUUUGUCUUGACCGAGUACACUCUAAACCCAAUCCAGCUGAGAGGAAAUUUGGGUUGCUUUCGGAGUGUGACCAUCCAUUUUGUAUCUCAUGUAUUCGCAAUUGGCGUGGCAAUUCUCCAGCAUCUGGCAUGGAUAUCAACUCUGCAUUAAGGGCUUGUCCUAUAUGCCGAAAGCUAUCAUACUUUGUCAUCCCUAGUAUCAUCUGGUAUUCUACAAAGGAGGAAAAGCAGGAGAUCGUUGACAACUACAAAGCCAAACUCAAAUCAAUUGAUUGCAAAUAUUUUGACUUUGGAAAUGGCACAUGCCCUUUUGGAACUAGCUGCUUCUACAAGCAUGCAUAUAGAGAUGGUCGUUUGGAAGAAGUCGUACUACGCCAUCUAGAUGCUGAAGAUGGAAACACGGUCAUUGCCAAAGAUAUAAGGCUUUCCGAUUUCUUCAGCGGACUGCGUCUGUAGGCUCAUAUCACUUGUGUAUAAUAAAACGAAACGUAUUGUUUCAAGGAUAUUUGCUGUGCUGGCUCCUCUAUAUGCGAUGAAAUGGAUUUAUCAUUCUACUGAGACUACGAUAUUGAGAAAUGACGUUAGCACUGGUCAGCACCAAUCUGCAGGAGGGAUCAAAGAAGGAAGAAGAAGAAAUGGGGAGGAAGCUUGUGGGAGAUCUCACCACUGACCUCCAGCUUAAGCCUCCUAUAAAACCCUAGCUUGUGGAAGACCUGUUCUUGUCGCCAACCUCGAGCAUGCAGAAGCCUCACGGGGUUCAUGAUGGAACACUAGCCCAUGGAAACCUAAAAGCAGUGUUGCUUGACAAGCCUCAUGAGUUGAUAACUCCGUGUCAUUUGUGUUGAUGAGUUUCAUGUGUCGAUCAAUUGGCAUAAUGGUAAAUUUUGCCUAUCUCAACCCGCAUGGCUAAAAAUUUUACACCAUGAAUCAAAUUUAUCAAACAACACCUUUCCAUUGCCAGUAAGAUGUUACAGUUUAAAUACAGGUUGCGAGAUAAGUGUUCAUUAUGUCAUCCUUCUAUCCUAUGUGCGUUAGGCAUUUGAAUCAUACCACAGAAGCCUUUUACUAAUCCAUUUCAGUUAACUUCUCCAUCGUUCUUUAACCACGGAGAACUUUUUGACAUAUCUACCAUAUGGCUAUCGCUGAAAUAUAGUCCCAUUAUCGACAGUCCUGUCUUUCUCAAAAACUAUACAGUAAUCCAAAUUUCUUAAUUUUGUUUUACUAUCAACUUCCUAACCUUGCAAUACUAACAUUUUUCCUAUUUUCUCCAGUGAUUAAUUACAUUUUUUUUU